This is a messenger RNA of Morchella importuna, 516 nucleotides long. RefSeq lists its product as uncharacterized. Bases 1 to 516 code for a protein of 171 amino acids. The record is from RefSeq and is a predicted model, not a curated record. The transcript is spliced from 2 exons. NCBI's taxonomy places the organism in Eukaryota, Fungi, Ascomycota, Pezizomycetes, Pezizales, Morchellaceae.
AUGAAGAUUGAUGCAGAGAGGGAGAGGGUCCAGGCGGAGACCGAGCGGGUGAAGGUGGGGACCGACAGGUUGAAGGUGCACGCGGAGACGGAGGCGGAGACAGAAAGAUUAAAGGCCGGGACCGAGCGGAUGAAGGUGGAGGCGGAGGGGAGGGUGCCGAACGAAGCUGACAAAGCGGUGGCGCAAGCGGAGUGGCUGAUGAUGGUGAGGACGGAUGACGGAAAAUGGGUGGGCGGCGGGGGAGACACAGAGAAUAUCUGCCGAGGGGGAACGGAGAAGCUGGACGCAGAGACGGAGGGGAUGAUAGCGGAAGCGGAGAAGUCAGCGAAAGAGGCUGAGAGGGCGGCGGAGACGGAGAGGCUGGAGUUCGAGGCUGAGGCGGAGAGGCUUCAGAAGAUUAGGAUUGAUGCGGAGGUUGAGAAGCUGAAGCGAAAGAAUGCGGCGAGGGAGAGGGCCGAGAUACGGAAGCUUAAGCACCGGAACAAUGAGGGCUUGAGAAAAUUGAUGCAUGGAUGA